AGUGCAUCAGAGAACUUUGCAGAAAAUGGAAGGCCUCCAGCAACUCCAAACGGGAAGUCUCCUGCCCUAAAGUGGCUGACCUUGUCCUCUCUUAUUGAUGCAUCCUCAAACAAAAUGACUGUCCUUAAAUAGGGGGGGAGAGAGGAAAAGGCAGCAGCAGCAGUCUAUUUCCUUCCAUUUUUUGGUAGAUCUAAAGAGGAUCGAUCAAGUUAUCGGCGGCUGCGAGCUAAGGGAGGAAGGGAGAGAUGGGCAGAGGGAAGAUCGUGAUCCGAAGGAUUGAGAACUCGACCAGCCGGCAGGUGACCUUCUCUAAGCGGCGCAAGGGUCUGUUGAAGAAGGCCAAGGAGCUCGCCAUCCUUUGCGAUGCCGAGGUCGGCUUUGUCAUCUUCUCCAGCACUGGCAGGCUCUACGAUUUUGCCAGCUCCAGCAUGAAAUCAAUAAUUGACCGCUACAGCAGGACAAAGGAGGAGAAUCAUCAAGUGCUAAAUGCAACUUCAGAAGUGAUGGCCUUCUCUACAAGCAGAUGUCUACGUCUCACUCGUUUGAUUGAAGAGAGCCUUUGUAGUGUCAGAGUGUCCCAACUGCAGCUUCCUGUCUGCCCCUCUCAACUCAACCAUCAAUCCAGUUCCAUCAUUUCGUUUUGGCAAAGGGAGGCAGCAAGCUUAAGGGAGCAACUGCAGAACUUACAAGAAAAUCAUCGGAAAUUGAUGGGCGAACAGUUGUCUGGCUUAAAUGUCAAAGAACUGCAAAAUCUAGAGAUCCAACUUGAAAGGAGUCUUCAUUGUGUCCAAAAGAAGAAGGAACAAAUUCUAACCGAUCAAAUUCAAGAAUUGGACCGAAAGGGGUACCUUCUUCACAAUGAAAAUAUUGAACUCUACAAGAAGGUAAACCUUAUACGUCAAGAAAACAUGGAGUUGCGUAAGAAGAUGUACGCAACAAAUGAGUUAAAUGGAGGAGCUAGUAAGGAUACACUUAAUCCAUAUGCUUUUUCUGUGAUUGAGAAUUCACAUGUAGAUGUACCUAUUCAUCUCGAGCUAUGCCAACCUCAACAGCAAACACAUGGAACACAAGCAACAGCUCCAAAGCUAGGUCCUUGCAGCAGACUUCAACUGCAUUAAGAAGAUGACCAGUGAUCAAAGUGUAUCAUCUAUGGUGCGCAUCAGCCCAACUGUCAAGACUUCUAUAGUUUGUUAUCAGCUAUAACAUGCAAUGUAUCGGUUAUCAAAUGCAAUGUAUGAACUAUGCUCAGCAAUCAUUUAUAUGUGGUGUGACAUGAUCUCAAAAAAAUAUCAUUACUCUGUAAAGCAAUCUUCCAACUAGGACUAUUAAUAAUA
Elaeis guineensis (African oil palm) is the source of this 1334-nucleotide messenger RNA. Its product is annotated as MADS-box transcription factor 23. NCBI's taxonomy places the organism in Eukaryota, Viridiplantae, Streptophyta, Magnoliopsida, Arecales, Arecaceae. Gene Ontology annotation, biological process: positive regulation of transcription by RNA polymerase II. Gene Ontology annotation, molecular function: RNA polymerase II transcription regulatory region sequence-specific DNA binding; protein dimerization activity; DNA-binding transcription factor activity. The record is from RefSeq and is a predicted model, not a curated record. Gene Ontology annotation, cellular component: nucleus.